UAAAUAAAGACAUUCCGUCAUUUGUGUGUCUCUUUUAGGAGUCUUAAAUAGGCUACACAAUUUAAGAAACAACUUAAAACUUAUCUGCUAAAAUGUUUAAUUGAUGAUGUUGUGUGGACACCGGCAACAGUUCAAACAAACACGUGAAUAAUAUGAAAGUAUGUAAAUGUGUUUUAAUUGUGGUCGUGUGUGGAUGAAGGACGCAUGUGCAGAAACCCCUCAUCAUCCUCAUCCUUCAGUCUGAAUCUCAUUACAGUCUCACAACCUCCAGAGCAACAGCAACACACACACACACACACCUGUCGACAUGGGCAGAUCUCACUACAUCUGCACGAUGUGCUUUGUGAUGUGUGUGUUUGGAUGGCAUGAUCUGGAUAACAGUGAAUAUGAUUGCUGGCCUCUGGACAAACCAGAUGAACUCAACAUGAUUGACUGCGGAGGUCUAGAGAUGGCGUGGGUCCUGCGUCCUCCAGAGAAGGUUCUGAGCGGUGAAGAUUUCUCAGUCAUUUACUCUGUGACCGUCAGAGAUGAGUUUUACCAGUGGGCCGUCGACAACGACAUCUUCAUACACCGGUCCAUCACCGAUCCGGCUGAAGCCCGGCGCUUCUGUGAGCAGCACGAGUGUCCCAGCAACUGGAAGGAUGCGAGCGGAGAGAACUGCUGCAUUCAUCAUGCCAACAUACACUCCUGCCCCAUGGGAUACAUGAAACAAGCGGAGGAGCGAAUCUGCGGCCCCUGGAUCCCCGAUGACGGGCGGAUAUUCACUCACACCAUCUCCACUUCUGGAACAAUGGCCCAGACCAACUGGAGCUCCAAGGUGGUGCUGUUCCACGAGGGAUUGACGUCUCUGAUCGCUCACAUCCGUGUGGGAAACAUGCAGGUCGCGCUGGAGGCCAAGAGCACCGUCCUGCCCGCCAUCAUGUGUGGUGACGGUGUGUGUGAGGAAGAGGAGAGCUGCUCGACAUGUCCCGCUGACUGUGGAGACUGUCCUCUGAGUUCUGCUGUACGAGCUUCCAUCGGCCUCACCGUCACCUUCAUCAUCAUCAGCUUCGUCACCAGUGCCAUGUGGUUUAAAUAUCAGAAACAGAAACUCUUGUGGGAUGAGAGCUGGAUCAUCGACUUCAAUCACAUUAAACAAGAUUACGUUGCCCGGGCGACCAUGGGCAGCAUCAUGAGCGUCCCGGCGGCGAACAGCGACUCCAACGCGAGCUGUGUGACGGGCCUGAGCUCCUUCACCGGCGUCCCCACGACACGCAAACAGCUCUACACACACACCGGCAUCUAUGAUGGACGAACCGUUGCCAUCAAGAAAAUAAAAACAAAAACAUUUUCUCUCUCGAAGACGAUUCGCCAAGAGGUGAAGCAAGUCAGGGAACUGGACCAUCCGAACCUCUGUAAGUUCUUUGGAGGUUGUGUGGAGCUUCCCAACAUCGUCAUAGUAACAGAGUAUUGCCCUAAAGGAAGCCUGAACGACGUCCUGCUGAACGACGAGAUUCCUUUAAACUGGGGCUUCAGGUUCUCCUUUGCGACAGACAUCGCUCGUGGGAUGUCGUACCUGCAUCAGUUUAAGAUCUGCCACGGGCGGCUGAAAUCAGCCAACUGCGUGAUUGACGACCGCUGGGUCUGUAAGAUCACAGAUUACUGUCUGUGGGUUUUCCGGCGCGAGGACUGCGCUGAGCCACUCAGCACGUACCAGCAGAGACUGAAGGAGGUUUACACUCCACCUGAAGCCCAGAGCGGCAGCCAGGAGCCCACGCUGGCCGGAGACGUGUUCAGCUAUUCAAUAAUCUUAUUGGAGAUUGCGACCCGGAAUGAUCCAGUGCCGGUGGAUGACGGCUCUCUGGAGUGUGGCUGGUGUCCUCCGCUGCCGGAGCUGAUUUCGGGGAAAGCCGACAGCACUUGCCCCUGCCCUGCUGAAUACGCUGAGCUGAUUCGUCGAUGCCGUGCUCAUAACUCCGCCCACCGGCCCACCUUUGAGCAGAUCCGCAAGUUUGUCAACAAAAUCAACCCACAUAAAGUCAGUCCUGUCGACAUGAUGAUGGAGCUGAUGGAAAAGUACAGUAAACAUUUGGAGGUUCUGGUUGGUGAACGAACGCAAGAUCUGAUGCUGGAGAAACAGAAGACCGACAGACUGCUUUACAGUAUGCUGCCAAAACAAGUGGCUGAUGACCUGCGACAGGGAAAACCGAUGCAAGCCCAGAGUUACGUCAGCGCCACCGUGUUCUUCAGUGAUAUUGUGGGGUUCACUCAGUUGUCCAGCACUAGCACUCCUUACCAGGUGGUCGACUUCCUCAACAAACUCUACACCACUUUUGACGAGAUCAUCGACAACUAUGAUGUUUAUAAAGUGGAAACCAUCGGCGAUGCAUAUAUGGUGGUGUCCGGUGUGCCGAGCGAGAACGGGAUCCUGCACGCGUCUGAGAUCGCCAGCAUGGCUCUGGACCUGGUGUCCGUGUGCAAGACCUUCAGGAUCCCUCACAGACCUCAAACACAACUCCAGAUCCGCGCUGGAAUACAUUCAGGUCCAGUUGUAGCAGGAGUUGUGGGAACGAAGAUGCCGAGGUAUUGUCUGUUUGGAGACACGGUGAACACAGCGUCCCGCAUGGAGUCAACCAGCGAAGCGCUGAAGACCCAGUGCAGCUCCAGUGUGUUUUUCCUGCUGGAGGAGAUCGGCGGAUACACACUCUCCUGCAGAGGUGUGUUACAGGUAAAGGGUAAAGGUGACAUGGUGACGUAUUGGCUGGAAGGGAAACAGUCUUCAGCUCCCGGUAAAGAUGCCAUGAAAGCCUUGCCACCGCAGGAGCUUGAGCGACCCGUGAGCGUCCCAGAACUACAGAAAGAGGAUUACUCCAGUAUCCCAGGAGUCCUCAGCAGCUCUGACAGCACUGGCCUCCUGUGUGACGCAGAGUGAGCCUCACAUACAUCAACACUUCUUUUA
Messenger RNA from Rhinichthys klamathensis goyatoka, 2938 nucleotides. RefSeq names its product atrial natriuretic peptide receptor 2. Bases 308 to 2911 code for a protein of 867 amino acids. Gene Ontology annotation, biological process: cGMP biosynthetic process; protein phosphorylation; receptor guanylyl cyclase signaling pathway. NCBI's taxonomy places the organism in Eukaryota, Metazoa, Chordata, Actinopteri, Cypriniformes, Leuciscidae. Gene Ontology annotation, molecular function: protein kinase activity; guanylate cyclase activity; ATP binding. The transcript is spliced from 23 exons. The record is from RefSeq and is a predicted model, not a curated record.